Mus pahari (shrew mouse) is the source of this 4577-nucleotide messenger RNA. It is a transcript of the gene Sap30bp, whose product is annotated as SAP30 binding protein. NCBI's taxonomy places the organism in Eukaryota, Metazoa, Chordata, Mammalia, Rodentia, Muridae. The transcript is spliced from 11 exons. Bases 40 to 966 code for a protein of 308 amino acids. Gene Ontology annotation, cellular component: nucleus. The record is from RefSeq and is a predicted model, not a curated record. Gene Ontology annotation, biological process: regulation of DNA-templated transcription.
GAGUCAUAGGCCUGAGCCACACCGUGCUGUGGGAAUAAGAUGGCGGGGAAGAAGAACGUUUUGUCGUCUCUUGCAAUUUAUGCGGAAUAUUCAGACCCUGAAUCUGAUGGCGAAACUGGAGUCGACGCUGUGGGCGGUGCGGCUGAGGAGAAAGGUGGCUUGGUAUCUGACGCCUAUGGAGAGGACGACUUCUCUCGCCUAGGGGGUGAUGAGGAUGGUUAUGAAGAAGAGGAGGACGAGAACAGUAAGCAGUCGGAAGAUGACGAUUCAGAGACUGAAAAACCUGAGGCUGAUGACCCAAAGGAUAACACAGAAGCAGAGAAGCGGGAUCCUCAGGAAUUAGUGGCCUCCUUUUCUGAAAGGGUCCGCAACAUGUCACCCGAUGAAAUCAAGAUCCCACCAGAGCCGCCUGGCAGAUGUUCGAAUCACCUACAAGAUAAGAUCCAGAAGCUCUACGAGCGGAAGAUAAAGGAGGGGAUGGAUAUGAACUACAUCAUCCAGAGGAAGAAGGAGUUCCGGAACCCCAGCAUCUACGAGAAACUGAUCCAGUUCUGUGCCAUUGAUGAGCUGGGCACCAACUACCCAAAGGAUAUGUUCGAUCCCCACGGCUGGUCUGAAGACUCCUACUAUGAGGCCUUAGCCAAGGCCCAGAAGAUUGAAAUGGACAAAUUAGAAAAGGCCAAAAAGGAGCGAACCAAAAUUGAGUUUGUAACGGGCACCAAGAAAGGCACCACAACCAAUACCACGGCCACUACCACCAGCACCGCCAGCACCGCUGUCGCAGAUGCCCAGAAGAGGAAGAGCAAGUGGGACUCUGCCAUCCCCGUGACGACAAUAGCGCAGCCCACCAUCCUCACCACCACAGCCACCCUGCCAGCGGUGGUCACUGUCACCACCAGUGCCAGUGGCUCCAAGACCACCGUCAUCUCUGCUGUGGGCACCAUCGUGAAGAAGGCCAAGCAGUGACCAGAGGACGCCCCAGGACUGUGCAGCCCAGUAGCUUCCACCCACUGGGAGGUGUCACUCUGUGUUUAGGACUGAGAUGCACUCUCCACGUGCCUUCCAAGAGGAGCCUCUGUGACAUUCCAGCCAGAAGGACAUUACAGCAGAGGCAAUGGUGUGCACUGGACAGGGUUUGUCCAUACACCUCUUGGGUUUCACCCAAUUAAAAGUACUGCUUCUUGGAUCCUGGCAUGUCAGGUGGACUGGCCUCUCCCAUGCUGUGUUCAGGCAAACCUGAAGCUCAGGUGCCUCUCCUGACAUUCAAGAUGUUUCUCAGGAUGAACAGUGCUUGACAGGCCGUGGGAGUGCUCAGAGGGGCAGACCAGGGAGCAACCGUGCUCAUUCCCAGUGUAUGCCCAGGGCGUGGGCAGGUGGGAGCUCAAGGAGGGGCCAGACACAUAUCCUUUCCUGUUGUCUGUUUUCUAUUUCCCUGAUCCUGAACAAUUCUCAACAAUUCUCAGGCAAUAGCAGAGGCCGCUGCUCUCUUGGGUGCAGUUAAACACUCCCCACAGUGUUUCUGAUACACACCCAGGCUGUUGUAAUCAGGCCAGAUAACAGAGGGCUGGGAUGUGAUUCCCAACCUGCCUAGGGCAGGAGCAAAGUGUGGGCACCUGGCCAAGGCUGCCCCAGCCCCUCAGUGCCCAGUGAGUGUGGCCAGCAGGAUCCACGCAGUGGGGGAGAUGAAUCACCUCCUGCUCUGGCCAGGGCAGCAGCUCAUUGUUUAUGUAAAGGUUGUGCUCUUGGGAAGGUCUCUGCCACCCCACCCUUCCUAUGUCGUUAUCUCUGCCCAGCAGCAGCCCCUGGGUAGCACCAGUGGCCACUCUUAGGGCCCAGAUUCACCAGCCCAGCGCCGGAUGGAGGAAGGCCUGUCUUUUGUGCCCCCUGGCAGCUCUCCUUCCCAUUCAGCGGAAGGACUGAAUGUCAAAAGAGGAAGCGGGGCUGUGAAGGGUCCCCAUGCUUCCGUGGGACCAACCGAGACAACCUCUGAGGUUGUGUUUGGUAAUUGUGUGAUCUGGGGAUUGACACGCUACCCAUGAGAUCUCUAAAAUGAAAACCCAGUCACUGUUGUCCCUUUCUGUCCUUGAGUGCACUCUGUCCUGAGCAUCUCUGGAAAGGUCUACCGUGCAGAGGGCUCAGGACACCCAGGUCUGAGUGGGCAGCUCAGGAGAUAGUGAGGGGACCAGCACCUUGGCUCUGGAGUCCAGUCUGUAGCAGCCCCGAACCAGGCCUGAGGAGCCUCAGUAACAGUUCCUACCGGCGUUGGGAGGGGCCUAAGAUGGUGAAGCAGGAGCUUUACAAAUCUGAUGUGAGAUCAGCCACAUCCCCACCAAGAAUUAAUUAGAUAGGGUCUCAUGUAGCCGAGGCUUUGAACAUCUGAUCCUCCUGCCCCUUCUUCCCAAGGGCUGGGAUUAUGGACAUGAAUCAUCACACUUUGUAUGGUGUGAGGGAUUGAAUCCAGGACUUCCUGCAUGCUAGGCAAAUGCCAAGUGAGCUACAUUCCCCACUUCUGUCAGGGACCUGUGGGGAUGGGAUGCUGAGGACCUGGCUGUUCACUGGGCAUCUCCAGACUGUCCCUGCUGCCUGUUCACCGUCUCCUUUUCUGUAGCUCAGGAUCCAAGCUGAGGGAUUGCAGCAGCCCACAUUUACUGUGUGUCUUCCAGUUAGCCUAUCAGCAGAGUCCUUCAUGGCCAUGCUCUGGAGCUGGGUCUGUCUGGAGGCUUGUCUGCGAAGAGUGAGCGCCAACCAUCCCAGAGUGGUGGGUCACCUGACUCAGUUCGAUACCCCUUGCCUGAGUAUUCCUGAGCCUUGCUUGAGUAAGGCCUCCCACUGUUGCCAGUGCUCCUGUGCUGUGCGCCAAGAGAUAGGCAGGCCACUGCUAUUUUGUGCUUUGCACUUUUAUAUGUUAGGGUGCUUGGGAUCAAACCCGGGCUUCCUGUUCUACCGCUGAGCCAAUCCCAGGUUCCAGGCCCUUCUGAAGAGGAGAGGUGUUGCCCAGACUAGCCUCAAAUUAGUCUCCUGCCCCUGCCUACCAAGGGCUUGAAUUAUAGGUGUAACUCUAUACAUGGCUUGGUUUUGUUUGGUUUGAGUCGGGGUGGUAAGGAGUCAAGAUCCAAGAACAUACAAACUAAGAGCCAGGUAUAAAUACCAGCAGAAUUUCUCUAUGUAAAGGCCCUGGCUGUCCUGGAACUCACUGUGUAGACCAGGCUGGCCUUGAACUAGCAGGAGUUCCUCCUGAGUCUGCCUCCCAAGUGCUGGGAUUAAAGCUGUGCACUACCACGCCUGCCUUUGGUUUUGUGGGGUUGUUUUGUUUUGAGUUGGAGUUUGGGACCAUGAGGUGGCCUUGUGAAUAAAGCACUUACUGCACAUGCGCAGUGAUCCCAGCACCCACAGGUGCUGGGCUAGAUGUGUGCUGGGUAGAAAGCCCCUGCUGGAAGAAUUAAGAUUGGAAGCAAUGAAAGAAGACAUCCCAGCAUCAAGUUCCGCACGUGUGCGCGCUCGCGCACACAAACACACACACAAAAUGGAUGGCAUGUGUGCCUGCCCACAGAGAAUCGGCUGGGACUUGCAGGGGUGUGCUGGUAUUUAUACCUGGCUCUUAGUUUGUACGUUGUAGAUGGAUUUGGAGUGAUCUUCAGGAGAAAAUGGAAAAGCCAGGUGCAGAACAGUGAAGACUCUGCUUCACUGUGUGAAAGGAAGGGAGAAAAUUCACGACAGUGACGCAGUAGAGAGCACGCGCUGCUCUUGAGGACCCUGGAUUGGUUCUCAGCACCUAUGUCCAGUGUGUCACUGUGACUCCAGUUCCAGCUGGAGCCCAUGAUACAACUUGGGGAGCCUGCAUUCACAUGCACGUGUGCACACAGAGACACAAGUAAUUUAGAAUAAAAUCCUUGGAAGAAAAGAAAGUUAUACAAGACUGGGGGGUGGCAACUCUGUUAGAGCAUGCAACUCAGCAAGCAGGAGACCCUGGUGUCAAUUCCCAGAGGAAAUUAAAAGGAAUAAAAGCUAGCUCCCUGGUGCUAAUUAGAAGGUUGAAUUUUUGUGAUAUUUAAGACCAUCAUACUCCAGUAGCAAUGCACCCAACCCAGAUCUUGAGUCCACACCACAAACAACAGGCUCCGUGGAGAAAGGCUGAUUUCAGAAUCCAAGUGGGACCAGAGAAGCUUGUUCCAGAAACCAGAAGACUCCUGAGCCUAGGAGCCAUCUUGAUUGGUUUUGUUGUUGAUUGCUUGGAUUUUCGAGCAGAGUCUUGCUGUGUAGCUAAGGCUGGCAGAGAACUCAUCCAAUCCAGCUCCAGCCUGCAGCCGUUCUCAUCUCAGCUUCCGAAGCCAAGGAUACAGGCAUGUGAGACCCACCGUGCUGGACUCAAAGUUAUUGGAAUGGGAUGGAGGUGGGGGAGGUUGAGACAGGGUCAAAGAGCUGUUUGGAAGAGAUUUCUCUACUUGCCUCAUUUCAUUAGAUGUAACAGUGGGCUGGGUAGGAUAGUGCAGCCCUUUGAUUCCAGUACUCGAGACAAAAAAAAAGCAGGGGCGGGCAGUGGUGGCGCACGCCUUGAAUCCCAGCACUCGGGAGGCAGA